This is a messenger RNA of Serinus canaria (Common canary), 1690 nucleotides long. It is a transcript of the gene GLO1, whose product is annotated as glyoxalase I. Lineage: Eukaryota; Metazoa; Chordata; Aves; Passeriformes; Fringillidae. The record is from RefSeq and is a predicted model, not a curated record. The coding region runs from base 41 to 592 and encodes 183 amino acids. Gene Ontology annotation, molecular function: lactoylglutathione lyase activity; metal ion binding. The transcript is spliced from 6 exons.
CUCCCCUUCCUCCUCCUUCUCUCCGCCCUCUUCUCCCGACAUGGCGGCCCCUACGGAGCCCAGCGGGCUCACGGACGAGGCAGCCUACGCUGCCUGCUCGGAGCCGGAUGCCAGCACCAAGGAUUUUAUAUUUCAGCAGACAAUGUUAAGAGUAAAGGAUCCUACAAAAUCAUUGGAUUUUUAUACAAGGAUACUUGGAAUGACCCUGCUUCAAAAAUUUGACUUUCCUACUAUGAAGUUCUCACUCUAUUUCCUGGGGUAUGAAGAUAAAAACGAUAUCCCGAAAGAUAAAGCUGAGAGAACACCCUGGACCUUCUCUAGAAAAGCUACACUUGAACUGACACACAACUGGGGCACUGAAAAUGAUGACAGUCAGUCCUACCACAAUGGCAAUUCAGAUCCCCGAGGAUUUGGACACAUUGGAAUUGCUGUUCCUGAUGUCUAUAAAGCUUGUAAGAGGUUUGAAGAACUAGGAGUGAAAUUUGUGAAGAAACCAGAUGAUGGUAAAAUGAAAGGACUUGCAUUUGUUCAGGAUCCUGAUGGCUACUGGAUUGAAAUUUUGAAUCCUAACCACAUGGUGACUCUCACUUAGUGCUAGUGGAGUAUAUUGUAUAAAAGAGACCCAUUUUCAGAUUCCUGGAGAAAAUCUGUAACAGUGUUUGUAAAAUUUGCUUAAUAGAGAGGAAUCAGUCAUGUUCAGAGUCUCCUCCAAAACUGUCCCCUGGGACCUCACUUAGAUUCCUUUUCUCUUGUCCUGUGAUGCCACUGCAAAUUGUUUCCAGUUAGGAAUAUGCAAUCAUUUUCUGAAGAGCACUUAAACAGAUUCUCCUCUUGAACAUAGAUUAUGUUAAUAUCUCAGUAAACACUGUUAAAAGAUACAUGACUAGAAGCUCACUGCAUUUCACACUGAUUAGAUUUAAACUAGCAACAACAACAACUCCUGUGUUACUACAGAUGAGCAUCAAUGAAGAGGCAAAAAGAAAUGUCAGUAUAUUUUUUUUAAGAAAUCAAAGGGUCCUGAAGGCUUCAUGUCCUAUCUCUUAUACUAGAAAAUAAAAUGUCAGGCUAAUUUUGACUGGAGUAGUAGCAUGCUUAUAAAAGUCAUAAUCUUACUUGCACUAUUCCAAGCAAAACUCUUUUAAGGAGCAGCCUUAAGCAGUCUUGCAAAAAGAAAUUUUACAUAGGGAAUAAAUCUGUACAGCAGAAAGAAUUCAGUCUUUCAGUUCAGCUGCUGACUGCUGACUGAUAGCCAAGAGAAGAGCUGUCAUAGUUGCUAACUCACAGUGACCCUUGUCUCUUUCAGCACUAGGAAGAACUUGCUCAUAAUUUUUUUUUCAGGAGAAGCCUGGGGCUAGAUUUGGCUUAAAUGCUCUGUAUAUUCUGCCUUAGGAAAUGAAUGAAAAAGAGUAUCUGAAACAACAGUUUCCUACUACUAGACAUUUGAUCUGCCCUCCCAAAAUAAGUGAUGGUACACACCUGCAAGCAGCAGGAAAAUGGGUAGCAUUUCCAUGUGUUACACAAAAUAUAAAACCCUCUGCCUUGUCUUACUCUGGAUUGAAUAGCACCUAACUUCUUCAGUUACAUGGCUACCAAAUAAUGUGUAGUGUAACCAAAGGCUAACGAGUAGUGUAAAUUGCAGUUCACUUCUCAUAAAGCAUUGGUGAAAACUACAAGAAAUUUUAAAGCAUGA